This is a messenger RNA of Ceratina calcarata, 1985 nucleotides long. RefSeq names its product putative malate dehydrogenase 1B. The record is from RefSeq and is a predicted model, not a curated record. Gene Ontology annotation, biological process: malate metabolic process. Lineage: Eukaryota; Metazoa; Arthropoda; Insecta; Hymenoptera; Apidae. The transcript has 6 exons. Gene Ontology annotation, molecular function: oxidoreductase activity, acting on the CH-OH group of donors, NAD or NADP as acceptor; malate dehydrogenase activity. Bases 9 to 1661 code for a protein of 550 amino acids.
UCUAAUAAAUGAUAUUCGUGCGAGCCGUGUACGCAUUUUCCCCUCUACAUCUGUCGAUGCAUCUAAUUGACGAUCGUAUUGGCAAAUUGUUAUUUAUGAAAAUGACGUCGGACAGAUGUUUGAUCGUAAUAGCUGGUGAUAUAAAGGAUCAUACUUUUAAUCGCAUGUGUUACAUCGCCGAAAGUUUGUCCACUCUACUACCGAAUUUCCAAUAUAGAAACAUAAGCAAAUGUAACGAGAAAUGGGACUAUUGGCUGAAAGAAACUUGCAAGCAUUACGGAUGGACUCACAACAAGUCGCCUUUGGUAUGGAAGGAAAUCGGGAUUACUCGAACUCGCAUAGAUUACGUGGGAGGUGCUUAUCAGUUUUGGAAACUUUUGAAGAAUUAUUAUGAUGUCACGUCUUACUUGAGCGAAGAGGAUCUCGAAGAUUUACACGAAGAUCUGUUGCAUGUAAAUCUUCUCAAUUUGAUUUUUCGAUGCCCGUUCGUUCGUUCGUUCGUUCGCAGUACUCAGCAAUUUCGUUUUACGAAGGCUUACAAAGUGAAAAAGAUGAAGGCGAGAGCUUCGCAAGUGCAAGAAAAGUAUAAUCGAAUAACGAUAAUAGGGGCAGGUAGGUCGAUGUGUCUGGACCUUGUCCCCCAACUUUUAAUGACCAAGGAGUUAUGGUCGUCUCACGGGAUCAUUAUUAAUUUGUACGACGAACCCGGAUGCUACUUCAAACUGAGGAGGAUCUUGAGAGACUCAGGCACGAUAGGUGCCGGUAUUCGUAGAGUAUUCAUCGUUGACAGUAUUCCCGAGGGAUUGGAGAACUGCGACGUGUUGAUCUACCUCGACAGUUAUUCGAGGGAAGAUAACGAAGGGAACGAUGCUUGGUUCGAGCGCAAUUACAAGAUCAUCGAAAACGUGUGCAACCACGUGAACGAGUGUGCACCCUCGCACAUGAAAGUAAUAUUUUGUUCGAUGAGCCUCCCUUGUUUCUAUGCCGGCAUUAUGCACGAACUCGUCACGAAACUACCAAAAACGAAUGUGAUAGUCGCCAGCAAUCAUCACGGUUUAGAGAUCAUAUACGAGCUCGUACAUUCGAUGGGUUUUACUCUGAGACAGUUCGGUUGUCCACCCGUUUGGGGCUUCCUCGGAAUAAAUCACUUCGUCGAUGUUUCGCACAUGGUUCAAAAAUGCUACGUGUAUCGUCCGAAUAAAAGGGCUCUGAGGGCAAACGAGAAGGUCGUACUACCUCUGGGAACUCAGCAUACGGAAUUAAGAUGGUUUUUCUACAUGGUGCACGACAAAAAUCCUUAUGUAAAUUAUUUCAGGCGCAAGGCUCUCUUACGGUAUCAAGUAGGCAGGUCGGAAGAUUUUCCCAAAUGUAAAGCGAUUUGCGACCUUUUGAGAUUAUGGUUCAGUAAAACUGUGGGCGACGAAAUUAUAUCGUUAGGAAUCGCGUCCGACGGCUCUUUCGGCAUACCGGAGGGAAUAGUGUUCUCACAGCCAGUGUGUUUGAACGAAUUAGAAGAUGGCUCGCGAGUCUGGGUUCCAUUUGUAGAUUUUCCAAUGCCGAACAUGGAGAAAUUUCUGUUUCAAAGCUUCGUAGACAUGGCAAUUUACAUGAGGGACAAGAUAACUGAAAUUAAAAAUAAGUCCAACUCGACGAGAGAGUAAAUCUUGGUGGCAGAACAUUUUCCUUCGGCCAAAAGGAAUCACGAUAUUUUUAAUUACGUGUGCACGUUCAGCGCGUACACAAGUAGCAUUGAAAUAUAAGAAUCUCCAGAGUCGAUCGCUCAUAGUAUGACCGUUCGAGCUGCAUGUUCUCUCACAAACCGUACAUAUAAUAUGCCCUCGGCUCGUUUCUCGUCAAGCGAGAAACUGUACUCGACAUGUACACAAAUAUGCUUGACUCUGUUCACAGCGACGAAAUUUCUAAGGAGAAUGUUAAUAGUUCCUUAAGACAGGUUUAUUGGCUAAUAAAUACAAUUGAAUAAAUUA